AGAGAGAGGGAGAGACAAUAAUUCAAUUUUUCUUUGGUUCUCUUUUGAUACCCUCUGCAGCGUGCACGGUGCACCGUGCAGCAGGGCUCCUUCUUCGAACCGAUCAUUGUCAGCUGAAGGUCACAUGGAGCCGGACCGGUUCGGAUUCCGGCUCACCAUCUCUAUACAACUUCUGUUUUUUCCCCUCUCUGUCAACGCGAACAAAAAGAGCCGGAAGCUUCGUCCUUCCCCCCUCUCCCUCUUUCUAUCUUUAUAUGAAUAGAACGCCUGUGUUUGUAUAAUAUAUUUGUUGCCAGGAAGGUAGAGCUGUUUACCUUUCAUUCUCAUUCACACGUUCUGGGGACUGAAGGGCCAGGAGCUCAGCUAACAGGUUCCCUGCCAGACUUGAGAGAGAGAGAGAGAGAGCGUUCUUCUGCUGCGACGUAUGUAAAAUGUUUUGGGGUUUUCGGUACAUUGUUGACGAACUACAUAACUGAGAAAUUUCUUGGGGCUCUCUUAUGUCUAAACAACAAAAAGAGACAAAAAAGAAGAGUUUAUUUGUUCGCUUUGUGACGGUGACCUCUGUAUUUCACAUUUUUUUUCUUAUAUACUCCCAAUUCAUGGAACGAGAUCAGGGUUGGGCGUCGAAGAAAACCCGGAAGAGAAAACUACCAGAAGAAGAAGAUCGUGGGAUGUUGGACUUGUCGUUUGACGAGUUGAAUCAGGACCUGCUCGAAAAGGUUCUUGCAUGGCUGCCAACAUCGAGCUUCUGCCGCCUUCGUUCAGUGUGCAAAAGAUGGAGUUGUGUUGCAGAGUCUGCAACUUUUCUACUCGCUUGCUCUCAGAUUCCCUCCCGGGAUCCCUGGUUUUUUAUGGUCGAUCCCAAUCUUGACCAAUCCAUUGUCUUUGAUACUGCUGAAAAGAACUGGAAAAAUCUCAAUCACUCCCUUCAUCUCCAACAAAACCCCGGCCACAAUUCCAUUCCAGUUGCCGCUUCUGGUGGUUUGAUCUGUUUCCGCACCGUUUCAGGGGAAUUCGUUGUCUGCAACCCAGUUACAGGUGCAUACCGUGAACUUCCUCCGGUGUGUACAACCAAUCAAAGUCAGACACUUGAUGCCAUUGCAAUGGUUUCAUCCGCCAACCGCUCCUCUUACAAGCUUGUCUUGGUCUGCGGUGACCUCCCCAACCUCUCCGCCAAGGUCUACGAUUCGGGGACAAAUCAGUGGGAAGAAGAGAUUACUCUAAUUCGGAACACCAACAGAAAUUCACUAGAAUCUGAGUCUAGCGGAGAUGAGACUCUUUAUUUUCUGAGUAAAGCUGGGGACGUUGUGGCUACCAACAUGCAGAGGAGCCCAUCUAAGCAAUACUCAUCGGUUAUAACUGUUAAAGAUGGCGAAGAGAUUAUUUAUUUUCUUAGCUCAACGGGGACGGUUGUGGCAUGCAACCUGGCCAAGAAGUGCUUCUCCGAAUAUCCGAGAUUGCUGCCUCUCUAUUUUGAGUAUUCCAUCGAUGUCAUUGAGUGUAGGGGUGAGAUGUUGUUGGUUGUUUUGUCGGAAUUACUGGAAAGCGCAAGUCUUAGGGUGUGGAGGUUCUCUGAAGAGAACCGAUUGUGGCAUCAGAUUGCAGUUAUGCCUCCGGCCAUGUCACACGAAUUCUAUGGCGGGAAAGCGGAUAUUAACUGUGUGGGGUAUGGAGAUCAGAUACUCAUCUGUGUCAACUCCACGGGAACGGAGUUUGGUUCUUGUUUCUUAUGUGAUUUGGUGACAAAUGGUUGGAUUGAAUUGCCCAAAUGUUUUGUGAAUGGGAAGCCUAGGGAGUUCAUGUCUGCCUUCUCAUUCGAGCCUAGGAUUGAGGCAUGUGUGUGAACUGUGAAGAGGGAGAUGGCCGCGCGAUUGGGGGAAGAGGGGAUCAGUGUAACUUGUAAUGUUUUCUUUAUUUUUUUUCAAUAUUUUGUUUAUUACUGCGGAUUUUCUCUUUUUUAUUAUAAGAUAAGAUUCAGGCCUUUAGCUUUAGGGCCGGUUUUAACUGUCAUACCUAUAUCUACAACUGUAGUAUCAUAAAGCUUUAUGGAUGUAAGGAUUUUCUCUAGAUGGUUUCAGCUAUUAAAUUCGGUAAUGUACAACUGCACCUUCAUC
This is a messenger RNA of Nelumbo nucifera (sacred lotus), 2114 nucleotides long. Its product is annotated as F-box only protein 13-like. Lineage: Eukaryota; Viridiplantae; Streptophyta; Magnoliopsida; Proteales; Nelumbonaceae. Gene Ontology annotation, molecular function: protein binding. The record is from RefSeq and is a predicted model, not a curated record.